Molecule: messenger RNA, 1049 nt
Organism: Drosophila busckii
Lineage: Eukaryota; Metazoa; Arthropoda; Insecta; Diptera; Drosophilidae
Product: zinc finger protein 502-like
Exons: 5
Coding region: 66-1049 (327 amino acids)
Cellular component (GO): nucleus
Molecular function (GO): zinc ion binding
Source: RefSeq, a predicted model, not a curated record
UUCUAUUUAUAUUUUUGCAAAAAAUUGCGCUUCUUUAAAGUAAGGAAUUAAUAGAAAUAUGCAACAUGGCGUUGCAGUGCAGAGCUUGUGGGGAGCCCAUAUAUACUGAAGAUCCAAGAAAUAUAUUUAAGCCAGAAAAUAAAACGAUUCGCCUUAAUAUUGAAGCGUUAACUGGCAUUCAUUUAAGAUAUAACCUUGAGCUGCCAAGUCAUAUAUGUUCCUGUUGCUAUUUGGACUUGGACUAUUGUGUGUCCUUUCGCGAACGUUGCUUAGAGGCUCAAGGGCUAUUUACAAAAGAAACUGUACGCCACAAAAAACCUGUUAUUCCCCAACUGGAUAAGUUUCCGUCAAAAAUAGUUAGCAUAAAGAAUGAAAGCCCGCCUGAAGAUCAAAUUCACGUAGAAAUACAAGAAGGGACUCCUCCAGCUGUACCCGCAAGAAAAAGUGCAGCCAAACAAGUAACACGAUCCAUUCAACCAACAAAACGCCCAAAAAAAGAGCUGUCACAGGAGCUUAAAUAUGUAUGUCACUAUUGCGGUUGGAAAUUUCGAGAUCCAAGCAAUCUAAAUCAUCAUGUUUUGCGCCACACUGGUAUAAAAAAAUUUAAGUGCGAAGAAUGCGAACGUAAGUUUGGCACUCGCCAUGAAAUGUUGCUACAUGUUCGUGUCUAUCACAGAGGCGAAACACCAUUCAAAUGCAAAUUCUGUGAUGCAGGCUUUCGAAAUAGGAUUAGCUGUCGUCGGCAUCAAAGACUUCUUCAUGCUAGUGAGAUGCCCUUUGAGUGUAAUAUAUGUAAGACAACGUAUGUAAGCCAACUCAGCUUUGAUAAGCACAAGUUAGUACACCUUCAAGAAGAGGAAAUUCCAAGUUGCAGUAUAUGUAACAGAACUUUCAAGGGAACAAGGGAGUUACGAGAGCACAAGCUGACCAAGACACAUCAAAGAAGAGAGACUGAAAUGUUGUUGCUUCCAACUGAAAGUGAUUUAGAAACUGAUUUUUCCGAUUAUUUAUCCGAUUCUCAGAUUGAACAAUUUAUAAAAUAUAAAUAA